Messenger RNA from Emericellopsis atlantica, 1677 nucleotides. Its product is annotated as F-box domain-containing protein. NCBI's taxonomy places the organism in Eukaryota, Fungi, Ascomycota, Sordariomycetes, Hypocreales, Bionectriaceae. The coding region runs from base 1 to 1677 and encodes 558 amino acids. The record is from RefSeq and is a predicted model, not a curated record. The transcript is spliced from 6 exons.
AUGAGUCCUAUAAUAAACUCGUGCAUUCUCUGCGGAUCCUACAUCGGGGAUUCUGGCGAACCGGACCCUUCUUGGGAGGGCUUGUUCCGCAUUUGUGAGGCCCCAUUCGACUCCUCUCUCACCGUCACGGGGGUCGGCUUUGCUAAUAACCCCGGAGCUGCUCACUUGGUAGCUCCUCUUGACUUUGGUGCACGCUGGGACACCUCAGAUUCCCGCGUUUCAAUUGAUGUCAUUUGGCAGCAGUCAUCACUUUUGGAGCAGGCCUGUUCACCGAAACAGAUCCCCCACAGACGUCUAUUUAAAGUUUAUCGCUCGCUAACAUAUUCGAAUCGAAUGGGCUGUGUUACCUGGGAUCACGGGUUCGGGGGACUUUUCUCCGAAUACCUCUUCGUCGACCAAGAGCUCACUUUUGCGAGUUCUAACCCCUUCCAUAUGCCGGAAAUUCAGCAGCUCCUUCACGAAAGUCCUACGUCGCUAGAUAUCUCCAGAAUGAUAUCGACAGGUACUAAUAUCUUUGCUCACUUUCCACUGGAAAUCAUCACCUCCAUUUCGCUACAUCUACCUACAAGCGACUAUCUAAGCGCCCGCCUGGCUUUACGAUCAUUUUAUCCCGCUUCUAGAUUUCUGCCCGGCGCCGAGCGCUCUUGGGUUUUUAAGUCGCAAGAUUGGGACGUGGCUUGCGAUUGGUUGUGGUUAUACCGCCGCACAGUCAAUGGCUCGCCCGGAAUAAAGAACCGCGAGAGGGUGUGGCGUUUGGCUAAGGAGGUCUUGGAAAUACUAUCCUUAGAAUGGAUUAAGCCUAUUUCAUUUCCGAAAAACGAUAUCGACAACGUCGAUUGGCUAGAGGCAGCCGCAGACGUACGUUCCGUCAGAGAAAGGCCGUGUCUGGGAUUCGGAGGGGGCUGCCGUCGUUUUCAUGAGAGGCAGGCAAUCAUCCCCCUAGACCAACUCUCACAUUUAGCAUUUUCUCUUAUUCAGAAUAGGGGCGCCACAUACAUUACGGGAAUCACGUUCCAUCCAAACCAGGGCCAACCUAUUUGCUUAGGAUACAUGUCAGAGACGCAACGCAUUCUAGACAUCAAAUACCUAAGCGGAUUUCGCUUGGCUAUUAGAUCAAGAGGCAUCCAAGGCAUCCGAUGCAUUCUCGAUCAUGAUCGAGACUCACCAUGGAUAGGGUGUCCAGAGAAUGCCCCACAGACGGAACGUCUGUUGUUAUCUGACCCUAUCACUGGCAUAAAGGCUGGAUUCGAUGGUUACAAGAUGGUUAGCCUGGCAGUUACUAGUCGACUUACCCCAGGGCAUGGUAAUCUACGUGGUUCGGCUUUCUGGUAUCCUCGGGUUCCCGAACCAGGCCUAUGUCUAAACGAGAACAGCUUCACGGCGCGAGAGAACGCCAUGAACAGAUACGAGCCAAUCUGCUGGACGAUGUUCGGAGGGCCCGCAGGCACGUAUCUCCACAUGUUAACCGGAAUAUCAGUCACUAUCGAUAUAGGCUGCCCAAGAACUAUUGAGUUCCACUACAACAGCGACAACGUACCCCCGGAAUGCCGCAAAGUAGGGAGAUACACCGCUUCCGAUUACGCCGAAACCAUGUACUUUGAGAUCGACGGGCCCGGUAGAGAAGUCCUUGAUUCUUUGACAGUUUGCAUUCGUCAACAUCCCAACCAUUUCCGAUAG